UGCUCAAAGAUGAACGCGAACGCUUACGAAGCUAUUCACAAAACGUCGUCGUACCUUCUCUACGUACAAUAAGCGGUCAGCCUAAAAUGGCACGCGUUUGUCCUUUACACUCCGACGUUCGUUCUUUCUUCAAUUACCUUCUCUUUAUCGCGGAACGAUUUUACAUCUCGUGGAAUAUACACGGACUAAAAAACGGAGACAGAAAGCUAAACGUUGACGCGAGUUAACUUGUGUGGGUUUAUACUUGGUAGAGCAAACAUGGCGAACUCGCGGAAAUUGCAGGGUGCCAAGUCCUUUUAUAACUUAGAGCUGUAGAUAUUUGUAGAUUGAUUUAGACAGAUCGUCAUGCUUGUUUCACCAACUACACGUUGAAUCAGCUAUACCUCUUAUGCGUGUACAAAACACAACACACGUGGUACAAAAUGUCUUUAUUUUCAAUAAUCGAGACUCGAUCGCUUACUCGGUGAUUAUCCGCCGCGACUAAGUACCUGUUCGCCAUACUAAACUUAGAUUAUAAUUCAGUACAGUAUAUCAGUAUAAUUGAGUACUCUGAAGCAAAACUAACGACGAAGAUAGUCGUAUUUAUUGCUCUACGAAUGGAAAACGAGUCAAUCAAAAGGAGAUUGUUGUAAAGAAUGACUCGUCGAUGGCUGAGGUUUAUCAUAGCGGUGCAGCAAUUCCGGUGUGUUUGCGCCGUGCUUUUCCGGCGUGGAAUUAUCCAGACCUGUUACAGUUGAACGCGCAAUCGGACGCUACUACAGUCGCCAACAAUACGUGUGUGUGUGUGUGCCCGACGGGACGAUACUAACCGCCACCAACACAACACUAACGCACGAUGGUAACGGAGCCGAACCGAUUCACGUCCAUCUACCACCUCGACGAGAUUAGUGGAUGGAACGCGUUGCGAUCGUGUGACGCGCAUGUCACUCAAUAUAAAAGCGGCACCAUACAACUGUCCAUCUUAAUCUCGUAGAUCGCGACCGAUUUUUAUUCGGUGUCAGUCCUCCGCAACGACGGCGCAACGUUUUCUUUCGCUAUGAUGCACGCGAGCUCGACGUGUCGAUUUUCGUUGCUACCCCUCCGUGACGGGCGUUGAAUUCGAUGAAUCGAAGGUAGAUUUUCGACGAAUCGAGGCUUCGUGUACGAGAGAACAACCGGACGCUGCCAGAUCGAACCGCUCGAAAGGGUUUUGCAUAAGUUCAAGAAGAGGACGGAAAAGAGCAGCAAAUGAAGACGAUGCUGGAAUUGGCCAGCUGCUUGGCGUUACUCGCGGCGGCGAACAGCAUCAGCGAACAGUGCACGCUUCACGAGAACACAAGGAUCACGUGCCGCUGCAUCGGAAACGAGGAAUUUUUCCUUCCCGAGGGCUACAACUACGAAAACGUGACGAGCCUGCGAAUCGCAUCCUGCACUUUCGCGAACCUCCACUUCUCCAGUUUGACGGAGGCGAAUCGAAUCGCGGAGAUAACCGUGCAGAAUAUCAGCGGAAGCUUGAUCUUCGAGCUGUUCCUGACGUCGAAGACGAUGAAACUGUUGAAGUUGACCAACAUACGGCGGAUACCAUUGAUCACACACGACACGUUCCUCAGUCUUUCCAGCAUCGAGACAGUGCGGAUCGAGGAGGUACGAAUCGAUCGUUUCGAGGAACGAUUCAUGGACAUAACGAUAAACGACUUCUCCAUGAUCAAUGUCACGAUCGAACACAUCGACGGGUUGAACUUCUCCGAGAAAGGUGGAACGUUGCGGAUCGAGAACAGCGUGUUCCAAAACGUUACGGCCUCGCUGAAUUUCGCUUAUUUCUCGAACGUGGAGAUUUUGCGUUCAAAGUUCCAUCUUCAGAAGCCUGGUCACUUGUUGAUCGAAGGGGAUCUAGUCUCCAUCGAGGACUGUGUCUUCUCGAACGCCAGCGCUAACGUGGUCGCAGCUAACAGCAUUACCAUAAACGCUACGUGUGCAGAUGGGAAAAGCUCGAUGAGACUUUCGUCGAGCAGGAUCAAGAGCGUGAACAAUCGACUGCCUACCGAAAUAGUUUACACGGGAAAUAGACGCAUCGGAGGACAGUUUCUCAAUUAUAAUAACACGGUGUGUAUCGCUGGCGAUUGCAAAUGUCCGAAGAGUAGCGGGCAGAGUUUUUCAUCUAUUACUUUUCAAUUUCUGCUACCGCUAACUCUUCUGACGUCGACGAUUUCAUAACUAUCUCGGUAGAAGUACAUCUAGCUCGCUCUCCCAUCUCAAAGUGGGUGGCAUAGACGCAACGAUUUUUCGUUUAAUAAUUUGUACAACUAUCAUGACGACAAUCGUACGAUAAAUCGUUAAGUCUAUGACCCCUGCGUU
Molecule: messenger RNA, 2334 nt
Organism: Hylaeus volcanicus
Lineage: Eukaryota; Metazoa; Arthropoda; Insecta; Hymenoptera; Colletidae
Exons: 2
Coding region: 1228-2193 (321 amino acids)
Source: RefSeq, a predicted model, not a curated record